GCGCCGGGUGCGAGGCCGCGGCGGUCUUUGCGCCUGCGCGCGGCCGCAACCGCCAGUCAGCUCUCUUCCCCUACUCUUCCUCCCCUUUCCCCUCUCCCCCUCCUCCUCUGCCUCCUAGAGCGAGACGCCAACAUGGAGCCUGAGGACCUGCCGUGGCCGGGCGAGCUCGAGGAGGAGGAGGAGGAACAGGCGGAGGAGUCUGCGAACCAGGAAGAGGACGAGGUGGUCGAGGUGGUGAAGGAGGUGGAGGAAGGGGAGGGGCGGGAGCUGGACUCGGACUUUAAUUACGAGAGCCAGCCACGGGAGAGCACGGACGACGAAGACGACGAGGAGGCCAAGGCCUGGCUGCAGGCGCACCCCAGCGGGAGUUUGCUUUCGUCGUCGCGCCCGAGCCACCGCUUCUUGGAGGACGAGCGGACCGGCCCGGAGAAGGUUGUUCCAUUGACCUGUCAUGUAUGGCAACAGUCACUAUAUCAAGACAAUAGUGGUAUACAGAUUUCUGAUGCUAAUGUAGUCUCUGUGAAAAAAACAGCUCAGUGGGAUUCUGGAGAUGAUCAGAGAACAGAAUCUUGGCAUUGUCUUCCUCAAGAGAUGGAUUCUUCCCACACUUUGGAUACAACCCACACCAGUUUUAAUAUCAGAGAGGAAAGGACCAAAGUGACAGGCUUCCCCUCUCUGGAGGAAGGUAUAUUGACCCAAGCGGAAAAUCAAGUAAAGGAACCCAAGAGAGAUCUCUUAUGUUCACCGCUGCUAGUCAUACAAGACAACUUUGCUUCUCCUGGUUUGCCUUUGCUGACAUGUUUGACACAAGAUCAAGAGUUUGGGUCUGAUUCCUUAUUUCAACAAAGUGAACUAGAUUUUGCACCUCUGAGGGGAAUUCCUGGUAAGUCUGAAGAUACUGAAAGGUUUUCUCGACCGUCGGAAGUUAGUGAAGCUGUAUUCCAGGCAGCCUCAGAAGUAGCUUCAGGCUUAGUUAACAGUUGCAUUAGUGUAUCUCAGCACUCACUUCUAGGUAGUGCAGCUGUUGGGUCUCAGCGCUCCUUUUUACCUCCUGAACAAGGGACUAAAGAAGACACUGUUUCGUCUGAUACAGAUGAUGAACUGCAAACCUCCGAAGACUUCGAUAGUUGUAAUGCUCUGUGUUCAUAUGUGGCAUGGAAGACACAAGAAGUUCAGGAGCCAGAAACCAGUUUAGCUGAUGAAGGUCAAGUUUCAGUUUCAGCUUCAUCUGAUACAAGCGAUGAAUACAUGACUUCUAAAGAAAGUGACAGUUUUGAUGAUUCUUAUUCAUAUGUGCAGUAUCGGAAACAGAAAGCUUUACAGCAGUCAGAAAAAUAUUUAACCAGUAAGGAUCAUGAUUCUUACUCAGAUUCAUCUGACACAAUUGAUAAAAAUAAAAUUCCUGAGGGAAGUGACAGUUUUAGUGCCCACUUUUCAUGUAUGCCAUGGAACAAACAGGAAACUUCACACCAUCCAGAAACAUAUGUGAUCAGUAAGGACCGUGUUUCUUUUCCACAUGAAGUUGCUCCUCGUUUUAAUAACAAAAUGUCACAUUCUGUCUUGUGUUGUCUGUUGGAAAGAAGAGGAGAGGGCAUUCCCUUGACAGCUAGUAGUCAUUUUUUUGACAGUGUUUAUUUAAAGGCUCCAGCUGAGAAUGAGGUGAAAGACAUGAUGGAUUCUUUGGAGGGGUGUGAAAGAAAUGAAGAAGGUCAGGGGAAAGAAUUAUCUCAAGGUUUUGAACUAAAGGAGAGUAGAAGUACCUUAGUAUUUUCAGAGGUGCAUCCCAGAUCUUCAGAAAUACAGUCUAUUAAGAGUGUUGUAGUUCCUGAUAAUUCUAUACAAGUUUCAGAAAUACAUAUACACUGUAGGGGACCAGAUACCUCUAAGAUGGAGGUGUCUGGUGGUCCUCUUCAGACUCUUAAAUCCAACUUGGAUGAGACAUCAGAACAACUUUAUUUUCAAGGGGAAAGAGACCGAAAGGCAACUUCUGCUUUUAGUGGAAAAAGUGUUGAUGCUUCUGAAAAUGUAGCCUUUGAGGCAGUUAUUGCCUCUAUUGAGCCUUCCAAGAAAGAAAGUACAGUAAAUGAAAUCCAAACUGACAUCAAUAAGUCUUUAAUAAAUAAUAGCCAAGAAAGUGAAUCAAAAAAUCCAUAUCUUUCCCUAUUAAAUUAUAAUGAUGAAAGCUCUUUCUUUGAUAAGCUUAGUCAUCCAUGUUAUGAGUCCACUCCUAGGGUGUUUGAAUUAGCAGCUUCAAAACCAUUGUUGCUUAAAAAAGAUAAUGGUGAUAGUUCCCUCUAUUGGCAUCCUAAUUUAAAGUCACUCCCCAGUGCUCCUCAGGAAAUGUUUAUUAAGCCACUUUUUCUUAUUCCAGAGUGGAAGUCAUCUGCUUCUUUGUGUGAAAAAUCUCACAGCCAGGCUGUUGGUCUUGGCACAGCACAGUCAGCUUUAUUUCAGUGUGAUAUAGGCAAUGAACCAUUUCUUCCCAUUGGGAAGAUAGAGUCUGUUCCUGUUCUUGACCUUACAGGGAAGGUAGGAUCUUCAAACAUUUUUUAUCCGUUGAAAGUAUGGACUUCAGAUUCGUUGGUUUUACAAGAUUUAAAGCAGCAAACCUUGGAAGAAGUUGCAGAUUCCUCAAACUAUAUUUUGGGUAAGAAUAUAAACUCUAGUAACAUCAUUGAAAGUCCAUCUGCAGGAUGGACUGUAGGAAGCAGCUUUUCAGCAAACUUGGUGACAUGUGAUGCAAAGUCACAAGGUACUUUACCAGUGACCAGUAACGCAUCAUCAGUUGCAGUUGGCCAAGAGACGUUGCUGAAAGCUGAUGUAGGCCAAGAUAAAAUUCCUCGGCCUGUGGGAGCCAAGUCCAGUUUCAUUAUACAUACAAUUAUGCAAAAUGACUCCUGUUUUAUAGAGGGGCUGCAGGUGAAGGCUGAAUCUGACGUCUGUACUCUGGAUGAUGAUACUGAAUCCUGUAGCCUAGAUGAAAAUGCUGUUGUACGCAGUACAAGAGUUGCUGAUCUACAAAGAGAGGUAUGUGACCAAGGAGACCUGACUGGAGAGUACAUUGAGCUAGCAGGUUUAAAAAAUGUGCUUGAUGAUCUAGAGGUUUGUGACAGAUUUCUGCACUGGCAAUCUGCCUUACAACUGUCAUCUAAGCAAGAGAGUGAUUUUCAGGAGCUUGUAGAUCAUUCCAAUACGGACAUUAAUCAGUCUUUUUCAUCUGUAUUGCCUCCAUUUGUUCCUCAUGAGCUAACCAGAGAGUUGGAGUAUCACUAUUCAGAUCUCAGAAUGUUGAGGGUAUCUCCCGACACUGUGCAAAAGACUCUCAAACAUUUAGCAGGAGAUACUUCUAAAGGAGGCACAGCUGAAAUUACUCAGUCCACCUUGAAACCAGGCAUCGCUACUACUCCUAGAGAUUCAGAUAUUGGAUCUCAUUUAUCCUUGUUCCCUGAGGACUUUCCUCAGUUGGCUUUAAGGUUUCCUCAAGAGACUACUAUUGGUCCACAUACUGAUAUAGUCAGCCAACAAGCACUGGAUAGUCAUACAACUGAAAAGACUCUAAAAGUUUCAACUGUUCAUGAACUAGCUGACCAGAAGACUGGAAUAUCAACAGUGCCCUCUAGUUCCUACUCACAAAGAGGGAAGCCUGGUAUUUUCUGCUUACAGUACUUGCCAGAUCGUCAUCUAACUGAAGAGGCUCCAAAAGUUUUGGCUGUUCCGGGACCUGCUGACCAGAAGACUGGCAUACCGACAGUCUUUCCAAGUUCCUACCCACUUGGAGAGAAGUACAGUAUUUUCUACGCGCAGGCCUUGCCAGACAGUUAUGUAACUGAAGAGGCUCUGAAAGUUUCAGCUGUUCCUGUAUCUGCUGACCAGAGGACUGAGAAAAUAACAGUACCUUCUACUUCCUAUUUACAAAGAGAAAAGCAUGUUAAUUUUUCCCAGCAACAGUCGUCAGAUAGUCAUCUAACUGAACAGGCCUUGAAAGUUUCAGUUGUGUCUGGACCAGCUGGUGAAAACACUGGGAUACCUAUAUUACCUUCAAUUUCCUCCUCACUUGGAGAGAAGCCCAGUGUCUUUUACCAGCAGGCCUUGCCAGAUAGUCAUUUAAUUGAACAGGCUCAGAAAGUUUCAGCUAUUCCUGGACCAGUUGAUCAGAAGACUAGGAUACCUGCAGCAUCCUCUACUUACUACUCAUAUGGAGAAAGGCCCCAAAUUUUCUAUCAACAGACAUUGCCAGAAAGUCAUCUACCUGAACAGGCUCUGAAAUUUUCAGCUGCUUCUGGAUCUAAUGAACAGAAGACUCGGAUACCAACGGUAACCUCUACUCCUUAUUCACUUAGAGAGAAGCCCAAUCUUUUCUGCCAACAGGAGUUGCCAGAUAGUUCUCUAACGGAACAGGCUCAGAAAGUGUCACCUGUUCCUGGACCUGCUGAGCAGAAGACUGGGAUACCAACCCUAACCUCUGCUUCCUAUUCACAUAGAGAGAAGCCCGAUCUUUUCUGCCAACAGGAGUUGCCAGAUAGUUCUCUAACUGAACAGGCUCAGAAAGUGUCACCUGUUCCUGGACCUGCUGAGCAGAAGACUGGGAUACCAACCCUAUCCUCUACUUCCUAUUCACUUAGAGAGAAGCCCAGUCUUUUCUAUCAACAAGAGUUGCCAGAUAAUCCUCUAACUGAACAGGCCCAGAAAGUUCUAGCUAUUCCUGGACCAGAUGACCAGAACACUGGGAUAUCAAUAGGGUCCUCUAGGCCCUACUCACUUGGAGAGCAACCCAAUAUUUUCUCCCAGCAGGUAUUACCAGAUAGUCAUCUAACUGAAGAGACUCUGAAAGCUUCAUCUGCUCCUAGACCAGGUGACGCAAAGACUGGGGUACCAACAGUACCCUCUAGUUCUUACUCACCUAGGGAGAAGUCCGGUAUUUUCUACCAACAGGUCUUACCAGGCUGUCAUCUAUCUGAAGAGGCUCUGAAAGUUUCAGUUGCUACUGUACCAGCUGAAAUAAAGAGCGGGUUACCAUCAGAAGCCUCUAAUUUCUACACAGAGAGAGAGAAGACCAGUAUUUUCUACCAACAGGAGUUGCCAGACAGUCAUCUAACUGAACAGGCUCAGAAAGUGUCACCUGUUCCUGGACCUGCUGAGCAGAAGACUGGGAUACCAACCCUAACCUCUGCUUCCUAUUCACAUAGAGAGAAGCCCAGUCUUUUCUAUAAACAAGAGUUGCCAGAUAGUUCUCUAACUGAACAGGCUCAGAAAGUGUCACCUGUUCCUGGACCUGCUGAGCAGAAGACUGGGAUACCAACCCUAACCUCUACUUCGUAUUCACUUAGAGAGAAGCCUAGUCUUUUCUAUCAACAAGAGUUGCCAGAUAAUCCUCUAACUGAACAGGCCCAGAAAGUUCUAGCUAUUCCUGGACCAGAUGACCAGAACACUGGGAUAUCAAUAGGGUCCUCUAGGCCCUACUCACUUGGAGAGCAACCCAAUAUUUUCUCCCAGCAGGUAUUACCAGAUAGUCCUCUAACUGAAGAGACUCUGAAAGCUUCAUCUGCUCCUAGACCAGGUGACGCAAAGACUGGGGUACCAACAGUACCCUCUAGUUCUUACUCACCUAGGGAGAAGUCCGGUAUUUUCUACCAACAGGUCUUACCAGGCUGUCAUCUAUCUGAAGAGGCUCUGAAAGUUUCAGUUGCUACUGUACCAGCUGAAAUAAAGAGCGGGUUACCAUCAGAAGCCUCUAAUUUCUACACAGAGAGAGAGAAGACCAGUAUUUUCUACCAACAGGAGUUGCCAGACAGUCCUCUAACUGAACAGGCUCAGAAAGUGUCACCUGUUCCUGGACCUGCUGAGCAGAAGACUGAGAUAUCAACAGUAACCUCUGCUUCUUACUCACAUAUAGAAAAGCCCUUUAUUUUCUACCCACAGGACUUGCCAGACAGUCAUCUGUCUCAAGAAUCUCUAAAAGUUACAGCUGUUUCUGAACCAGUUGACAAGAAGACUGGAAUACCAGUAGUCCCCUCCACUUCCUACUCGCAGAGAGAGAAGCCCAUUAUUUUUUAUCCACAGGCCAUACCAGAUAUUCAUCUCACUGAAGAGGCUCUGAAAGUUUCAGCCAUAUCUGGAUCAGCUGACUGGAAGACUGGAAUACCAACAGUAUCCUCUAUUUCCUCCUCACAUACAGAAGAGCCUGUUAGUUUUUCCCUACAGGCCUUGGCAGGCAGCCUUCUACUUGAAGAAGCUCUGAAAGUUUCAGUUCUUCCUGGACCAGCUGACCAGAAGGCUGGGUUAUCAUCAGAACCUUCUAGUUCCUACUCACAUGGAGAGAAGCCCAUUAUCUUCUACCCACAGGGAUUGACAGAUAGCCAGGUACCUCAGGAGACUUUGGAAGUUUCAGCUGUUCCUGGACCAGCUGCCCAGAAGACUGGCUUGCCAUCAGAACUUUCUAGCUCCUACUCACAUAGAGAGAAGCCCAUUAUUUUCUCCUCACAGGGUUUGACAGAUAGCCAGAUACCUCAGGAGGCUCUGAAAGUUUCAGCUGUUCCUGGACCAGCUGACCAGAAGACUGGGUUGCCAUCAGAACCUUCUGGCUCCUACUCACAUAGAGAGAAGCCCAUUAUCUUCUACCCACAGGACUUGACAGACAGCCAGGUGCCUCAGGAGGCUGUGAAAGUUUCAGCUGUUCCUGGACCAGCUGACCAAAAGACUGGGUUGCCAUCAGAACCUUCUAGUUCCUACUCACUUGGAGGGAAGCCUAUUAUUUUCUACCAGCAGGCCUUAUCAGAUAGACAUCUCACUGAAGACGCUGUUAAUAUUUCAGCUUCUCCUGGACCAGCAGACCAAGAGACUGGGGUAUCAACAGUACCUUCUAUCUCUUACUCUCAUAUAGAGAAGCCAAGUAUUUUGUACCAACAGCCUUUGUCAGACAGUCAGCUCGCUGUAGAAGUUCUGAAAGUGUCAGCUGUUUCUGGGCCAGGUGACCAGAAGACCAGAAAACCAACAGUUACCUCCACUUCGUACUCACAUAGAGAGAAAGAGAAGCCCGUCAUUUCUUAUCAGCAAGAAUUGCCAGAUCUUACUCAAGAUGCUUUAAAAGUUUUAAAGGUUCCUGGACUAGGUGGCCAGAAGACUGGAAUACCAGCAGUAACUUCUACUUUUUACUCACAUAGAGAGAAGCCUAUCAUUUCUUACCAUCAGGAGUUGUCAGAUCCUAAUGAAGGUGCUUUAAGAGUUUUAGGCACUCCUGGGCCAGCUGACCAGAAGACUGGGAUACAAAUUGGGCCCUCCACUUCCUAUUCACAUAGAGAGAGCCCCAUCUUUUCUUACCAGAAGGAGUCAUCAGAUAUUACUGAAGAAACUUGGAAAGUUUCACCUGUUUCUGGACCAGCUAACCAGAAGACUGAGAUACAUAUAAUCCCCUCUAGUUCCUACUCAUACAGAGAGAAGGACAGUAUUCUUUACCAGCAGGAGCUUCCAGAUGUUACUGAAAAAGUUUUAAAAGAUUUUGCUCUUCCUGGACCUGCUGACCAGAAGACUGAAAUACCAACAGGACCUUCUAGCUCUUACUCACAUAAAGAGAAACUCAAGAUUUCACCUGUGAUUUUACCAGAUGUCCAGAAGACUGAGUUUCUAACAGCUCCCCCUAGUUCCUACUCAAAAAGAGAAAAACCCAAAAUUUCAACUGUGAGUGGACCAGAUGACCAGAAGACUCCGUUACCGACAGUUUUUCAUAAUUCCUGUUCUCAGAAUUUUGAGAUUGAGGAUAUUCUGAAGAUUUCACCUGUCCCUGAGCCCAUUGUUGUGAAUUCUGGGAUACCAAUACCUCUUUCUAGUUCCUCUUCCCACAGAGAGAAAUCUAAUAUUUUCUACCCACAGGAAUUGCCAGACAAACAUUUAGCUGAAGAUGCACUGAACGUUUCAACAAUUCCUGUACCAGCUGACCAGAAAAGUCUGUUACCAACAGCUCCUCCUCGUUCCUUUUCACACAGAGAGAAACCAAAUAUAUUCUACCAACGAGAUUUUCCAGAUAGACAUCUACCUGAAGAUUCUGUGAUGUUCUCACGUGGUCUUGGGCAAGCUGAUCAGAUUACUGGUUUAUCAACAGUUACUCCUGGUACUUAUUCACAUAGUGAGAAGCAGAAACUUGUUUCAGACCAUGUUCAAAUGCUAAUAGAUAAUUUGGAUUCUCCUAACUCCAGUAUUAUCUCAAGCAGUAUGCCUUUAAGUUCUCAGGCUGAUGGUAGAGUUAUAAUAAGUAAGCCAGAAUCUUCAGGUUUUGAAGAUGUUGGCUCUGUGGAAAUUCAAGAUACAAGCAAUAGUUCCAAAACUCUUAAAGAGAUUCGGACCCUUUUAAUGGAGGCAGAAAAUAUAGCACUGAAACGAUGCAAUUUUCCUGCUCCUCUUGUCCCUUUCCGAGAUGUUAGUGAUAUUUCAAUUAUACAAUCUAAGAAGAUGGUUUGCUUCAAAGAGCCCCUCACAGCUGCUGAAUCUGAUAGUGAUUUGCCUCGGAGACAGCCAUUUACAGAGGAAAGCCCAAGCAACAAGUGCAUACAGAAAGAUAUUAGCACACAGACAAAUCCGAAAUGCCAGAGAGGCAUUGAGAACUGGGAGUUUAUUAGUUCAACCACACUUAGAAGUCCUCUACAAGAAGCAGAAAGCAAAGCCGGAGUGACGUUAGAUGAAACCCUUCGACAGUAUAGAGCAGCCCAAUCCGUAAUGAGAUCUGAACCUGAAGGGUAUAGUGGAACCAUUGGCAAUAAAAUUGUUAUCCCUAUGAUGACUAUCAUUAAAAGUGAUUCAAGUAGUGAUGCCAGUUCCUGCUCAUGGGACAGUAAUUCCUUGGAGUCAGUUUCUGAUGUUCUUCUAAAUUUCUUUCCAUGUGCUUCACCCAAGACAAGUUUGACAGAUAGCAGAGAAGAAGAAAGUGUGUCAGAGAGUGAUGAUUGUGGUGGUAGCAAUGUAGAUUCACUGGCUGCACAUGUCAAAAACCUUCUCAAGUGUGAAUCCUCAUUGAAUCAUGCUAAACAAAUACUCAGAAAUGCAGAGGAAGAGGAAUGUCGAGUCCGAGCACGAGCUUGGAAUCUGAAAUUUAAUCUGGCUCAUGAGUGUGGCCACUCCAUUUCAGAAUUAAAUGAAGCUGACAGGAAAAAAGUAGAAGAGAUCAAAGCAGAGUUGUUCAGUCAUGGGAGAACAGCUGACUUGUCCAAGGGUUUGCUGAGUCCACAGGGAAUAAGAUGCAACCCAGAAGCUGUAUGUGGUCACAUCAUUAUUGAGAGCCAUGAAAAAGGAUGUUUCAGGACUUUAACUGCCAAACAACCACAAUUGGAUAGCCACCCUUAUGUUUUCAGACCUGCUGACCCCUCAGACGUUAUCAGAGGACAACGGAGUCCAUCAUCAUGGAAAACCAGACACAUCAACCUUUCCAAAUCAUUAGACCAGAGUAACCCUCAUUUCAAAGUUUGGAAUUCCUUGCAGUUACGAAGUCCUUCCCCCUUUCAGAACUUUACAGCUGAUGACUUCAGAAUUAGCCAGGGUCUUCGAAUGCCAUUCCAUGAAAAGAUAGACCCUUGGCUAUCAGAAUUAGUAGAACCUGUGCCACCCGAAGAAAUGGACUGUCAUUCUUCAUCACAUAUGCUUCCCCCAGAACCCAUGAAAAAGUUUACUACUUCCAUCACUUUUGCAUCUCACCGACACUCUAAAUGCUUUCCAGAUUCCUCUGUUCUUAAGGUUGGUGUUACUGAAGGUAGCCAGUGUACUGGAGCAUCUGUGGGGGUAUUUAAUUCUCAUUUCACUGAAGAGCAAAAUCCUCCCAGAGAUCUAGAACAGAAAACCUCUUCCCCUUCAUCAUUUAAAAUUGUCAGUCAUUCGCCAGAUACCGCUGUGACUAUUUUAGCAGAAAGUAGUAGGCAAAGUCAAAAAUUAUCUAUUGAACAUUCUCAGCAAGAAGAAAAACUCUUAGAAAGAUCAGAUUUUAAAGGCAGUGAUUCUGAGCCCAGUACCAGUGCAAAGUAUAGCAGUGUCAAAGAAGUUCAUUUUUCUGAUAACCAUACCCUCAUUAGCGUGAGCAGACCAAGUUCCACACUAGGAGUAAAAGAGAAGACUGUAGCUAUAACUCCAGAUCUUUCUUCGCACGUUUUACUUGAACGACAAGAGCUCUUUGAACAAAGCAAAGCCCCACACACAGAUCACCAUGUGAGAAAAUACCAUUCUCCCCCUCCUCAACAUCAGGAUUAUGUAGCUCCGAACCUUCCUUGUCGCAUUUUUCUUGAAAAACGAGAACUCUUUGAACAAAGCAAAGCCCCACAUUUAGAUCAUCAGAUGAGAGAAAACCAAUCUCCCUUUCCUCAAGGUCAGGAUUAUAUAGCUUCAGACCUUCCUUCUUCCAUUUUUCUUGAACAACGUCAGCUCUUUGAACAAAGCAAAGCCCCAGAUGUAGAUCACAUGGGAAAAUACCAUUCCCCCUUUCCUCAAGGUCAGGAUUAUGUAGUAGAAAAGGAUAAUCAACAUAAGUUUAAGUCAUACAUUUCUAAUAUGAUAAAUGUUGAAGCCAAGUUCGAUUCUGUGGUCUCCCAACCAGUCCCAAAUCAGUGUACAUUAGUAACAUCUGCAUCUACUCCACCCUCAAAUAGAAAAGCACUUUCUUGUGUUCGUAUAACUCUUUAUCCCAAGACUCCUUCCAAGGUGGAUAGUGGAACCUUAGAUAAAAGAUUGCAUUCAUUGGAUCCUGCUUCUAAAACAAGGAUGAAUAGUGAGUUUAACUCUGACCUACAGACUAUAUCUUCAAGAUCAUUGGAACCAACCUCCAAAUUAUUGGCCAGUAAACCUGUAGCACAGAAUCAAGAAUCUUCAGGUUUUCUAGGACUUAAAUCUUCACCGGACUUCCAAGUUGUACAGUCUCCUCUUCCAGAUAGUAAUACUAUUUCUCAGGACUUGAAAACCAUACCUUUUCAGAAUAGCCAGAUAGUAACCUCAAGGCAAACACAAGUGAACAUUUCAGAUUUGGAAGGAUAUUCCAGCCCAGAAGGGAUUCCAGUAUCUGCAGAUCGACCGUCAGGGGAGAUUAAGACCCCAUUUUCUGCCUUUUCUGGAAAAUUAUCAUCUGAUGCAGUCACUCAGAUAACAACAGAAAGUCCAGGAAAAACCAUGUUUUCAUCUGAAAUUUUUAUUAAUGCUGAAGAUCAUGGAUUUGAAAGUCCAGAGCCCAGUACCCAGAACCUGGACAAAGUUCCUGUCAAGUUUGUGUCAUCAUCUUCAGUUCAACAGAUUACUCAUCCUCAUGGCACAGAUGCCCAGCCUUCACUGUUGCCAUAUAAGCCUCCUGGUAGUACCAGGAUGUACUAUGUUCCACAAUUAAAACAGAUUCCUUCUUAUCUGGAUUCCAGAUCAGAUACCACCAUUGAGAGCUCUCACUCAGGAUCCAAUGAUGCCAUCGCUCCAGACUUCCCAGCUGAGGUGCUAGGCACCAGGGAUGAUGACCUGUCCAUCCCUGCUGACACUAAACAUAAAGAGGGGAUCUACAGUAAGAGGGCCGUGGCUAAGCCAUCCUUCCCAGUGGGGAAAAACCCCCCUCAGAAAGAUAAUGCAGAUGCCGAAGUUCAAGUUUCUGUCAGUGGGGAUGAGAGCCUUUCAGACAAAAACCAGAAAAAGGAGAUCUACAGUAAAAUGGCAGUGGCUAAGGCUGCCCAACCUGAAGAGAAAGAAUUCUUGGAGACAGCCACUGCAGGUUCUAGUGGUGCUGCUGCUGCAGAGCCCUCAGCUCGACUACAAAACAUAAAGAUUGAAAGUCCAGCAGACACUGAAGCCAUUAAACAGAAUGAGGAGAUCCAUAGUAAGAGGACAGUUCCUAAGGAAGCCUGGACAGAAGAUCAAGAAUCCUUGCAGAUAGAUAUUGCAGAGUCCAGAUGUCAUUCAGAAUUUGAAAAUACUACCCAUUCUGUCUUCAGGUCAGCCAAGUUUUACUUUCAUCAUCCAGUCCACCUACCAACUGAUCAAGAUGUUUGCCAUGAAUCCUUGGGGAGGAGUGUUUUCAUGAGGCAUUCUUGGAAAGAUUUCUUUCAGCGUCAUCCAGACAAACAAAGAGAACAUACUUGUCUUCCUUCCCCUGUUGAAAAUGUGGAAAAGACCAAGGCAGAUUAUACCAGAAUAGAGAGCCUCAGUAUCAAUGUAAACUUGGAAAACAAAGAAGUGAUGCAUUCCGCUAAAAGUCAGGCUAGAGAUUAUCCAAAAAGUGACAAACAAAUUAGUGAUCCAAAAAGGAAUCGUAAGGUCACCCCAGAGCUAACAACUCAGCACACUGUGAGUUUGAAUGAACUCUGGAACAAGUAUCAGGAGCGACAGAAACAAAAGAAACCUCCCGAGUUUAGUGACAGAAAAGAACUAUCCUUGGUGGAGCGACUUGAUCGUUUGGCUAAACUUCUUCAGAAUCCCAUCACAUAUUCUCUCUGGACCUCUGAAAGCACACAGGAUGAUAGCAGAGGGGAACGGGAUAUUAAGCAACAGCAGAAAAUCAAGCUUCAGAAAAAGAAGCGGUAUAAGAGCCUGGAGAAAUGCCAUAAAAACACAGGAGAGCUUAAAAAAAGCAAGGCGCUUUCUACUCAUCAAGCUGGGAAGUCCAAGCAGAUUAAAAUUGAACAGAUUAAAUUUGAUAAGUAUAUCCUGAGAAAACAGCCAGGUUUUCAUUAUAUAAACAACACUUCCUCAGAUUCUAGACCAUCUGACGAAAGUGAGCUGCUCACAGACACUGCCACCAACAUCCUUUCCACAACCAAUUCUCCUGUGGAAUCUGAUAUCUUGACCCAAACAGAUAAAGAGGUGACUUUGCAGGAGAGAAGCAGCUCUGUUUCCACCAUUGACACUGCCCGACUGAUCCAAGCUUUUGGCCAUGAAAGAGUUUGUCUGUCACCCAGGCGAAUUAAAUUAUACAGCAGCAUUACCGACCACCAGAGGAGAUACCUUGAGAGGCGGAGCAAGAAGAAUAAGAAAGCUUUGAAUACAGGUCAUCCCCAAAUGACUUCUGAGCACACCAGAAGGAAACACAUCCAGGUGGCAAACCAUGUGAUUUCUUCUGAUUCUAUUUCAUCUUCUACCAGUAGUUUCUGGAGCUCAAGCCCCACCCUUUGCAACAAGCAAAAUGUACAUAUGUUAAACAAGGGUGUACAAGCAGGUAACUUGGAGAUCGUGAAUGGUGUCAAAAAACACACUCGAGAUGUUGGGAUGACUUUCCCAACUCCAGGCUCUAGCGAGGCUAGAGUAGAAGAGUACAGCGAUGUGACUUCUUGGUCAGAAGAAAAAAUAGAAGAGAAAAGUCGUCUCACCAGUUAUCUUGGGGAUAAAAAGUUAAGGAAGAACAAGCAGAGUUGCAGUGAAGGAGUUUCAUGGUUUGUUCCUGUGGAAAAUGUGAAGUGUGGUCCUAAGAAGGAAAACCUGCCCAAACUUUAUGGCCCUGGUAUCUGCUGGUUUGCACCAAUAACCAACACCAAACCGUGGAGAGAGCCACUGCGGGAACAGAACUGGCAGGGACAGCACAUGGACAGCCACGGGUCACUAGCAGGCCCAGGCAGAGAUCCCCCAAGGCCAUUUGUGAAAGCAACCCUACAGGAAUCUCUUCAGCUUCACAGACCCGACUUCAUCUCCCGCUCUGGGGAGAGAAUAAAGCGUCUGAAGUUAAUAGUGCAGGAGAGGAAACUACAGAACAUGUUACAGAGUGAGCGGGAGGCACUGUUCAACACUGUCAGAGAAUGGCAAGGCUGCCAGGACCCAACACGCCGGCUCCUGAAGAGAGGCUUCCUGGAUGCCCAAAAGAACAGGCCUAUUGGAAAGAAGGAAAUGAUUCAGAGGUCUAAACGGAUUUAUGAGCAGCUUCCAGAAGUGCAGAGAAAGAGAGAAGAAGAGAAGAGAAGAUUGGAAUAUAAGUCAUACCGGCUACGAGCUCAGCUAUUCAAGAAGAGGACUCUGAAAGUCAGAAUCCAAAAGACGAGUUUAUGCCAGACCGAUGUGGGAUUGGAGAACUGCUUCUGGAGCAUACCUGGAGCUGGGCUGGGCAGGGCCCCUCGAGGAGGGGGGCCCCAGGCACCGCAUGGCCCGGCCAGUGUGUCAGCGUCACAGGCCAGGCCUCUCAUUAUACUUGUAUGUUUGAACUGAUGGAUGGAUGAGUCUAUCCAGAUCAUAAAUGAUCUGUAUCUAUAUAGACAUAAUAGGUACUGAUUAUAUACAUCAUGUUUCCUUAAUACUUCAGGAAAAAUUUUUUUUGCAUAAUUAUCAUAGUUUCUGUAGCUGGGGAAAAUAAAUGAGAUUUGGGUAGAACCUCACUGGUCUCUCAGCAACAUGUCUGGGGUGGCUGUCUGCCUCUGAUGGCAAGAGUAUCUAACUUCUCUUUCUUUUCU
This is a messenger RNA of Neofelis nebulosa (Clouded leopard), 14372 nucleotides long. It is a transcript of the gene ALMS1, whose product is annotated as ALMS1 centrosome and basal body associated protein. The record is from RefSeq and is a predicted model, not a curated record. Gene Ontology annotation, biological process: regulation of centriole replication. The transcript has 23 exons. Bases 133 to 14130 code for a protein of 4665 amino acids. NCBI's taxonomy places the organism in Eukaryota, Metazoa, Chordata, Mammalia, Carnivora, Felidae. Gene Ontology annotation, cellular component: centriole; centrosome; cytosol.